AUGACAGAUGAUGUUGCUGUCGAUUCCAUUCAAUUUGAUAAUACCCCAUUCGAAGACGUUUUUGAUGUCGAAACCGAACUUGGAAGCGGCCAAUUUGCGGUAGUUCGACGGGUGCGCGACAAGAAAACCGGCGAGAAAUAUGCGGCGAAAUUCAUCAAAAAACGACGAUAUGCCACGUCACGUCGCGGGGUGACACGUCAGAACAUCGAACGCGAGGUGCGUGUGCUGCAGAAAAUUCGAGGGCACUCAAAUGUCGUCGAACUGCACGCCGUUUAUGAAACACAAAGUGAUGUCAUCAUCGUUCUGGAGCUGGUUUCCGGAGGCGAGCUUUUCGAUCAUGUAUGCGCCAAAGAAUGCCUUGAUGAAGCUGAAGCUGCCGCUUUCAUCAAACAGAUUUUGCUAGCAGUUCGACAUUUGCACUCGCUUCACGUCGUUCAUCUAGAUAUUAAGCCAGAAAAUGUGAUGCUGAAGCAACGCGGCGAAUCUCAAAUCAAAAUCAUCGAUUUCGGUUUGUCGCGAGAAAUCGAACCCGGUGCACACGUGAAAGACAUGGUCGGAACUCCCGAAUUCGUCGCUCCCGAGGUUGUCAAUUACGAGCCGUUAUCUGGUGCAACCGAUAUGUGGGCGGUUGGAGUUGUCACCUAUAUUUUAUUAUCGGGCGGCAGUCCGUUUUUGGGAGACUCUCGCGAUGAGACCUUCUCAAAUAUCACCAGGGUACGCUAUCAUUUUAGCGAUCGAUAUUUCAAGAACACAUCGAAACACGCGAAACACUUCAUUAGUCGAUUGUUCGUGAAAGAUGUCGACCAGCGAGCAACGGUAGAAGAGUGUUUGCAGCAUCCUUGGAUUCGAGGGCCGGAAGGCAAUGCUGUUGAUAUUCGAAAAGCUUCUUGUAUCACGAUUUCUCACAUUCAAUCGUUCAAGACAAGACAACGAUGGAAGCGUCUCGUCGAGCUGGUUACAGUAAUCAACAGAGCGACCAAAAGCGCGCGCUCGUUGAAUGACGGCAGAUUUGACAAGGAAGACCCUCUGCUGAGUUGCACAUUAAUAUGCGCCGAAGAAGGCAAUUUGCGAGCGCUGCAUAAACUGUCAGCACUCCAUCGACUACAUCCGAAUUCGUCUCCGAGAUUCGCGCAACCCCCUGGAUUUACUGCAAUGCAUGCUGCUGCCAAAUAUGGCCAAGCUGAAGUGUUCAAUUAUUUGCACAUGAAAGGCGGAAACAUCUGUCAUCGAGAGGAUGGUGGCGACACUCCACUUCAUGUCGCGUGCCGAUUCGCUCAGCAUUCGGUCGCUUCGUACCUGGCGAACGAGAAAAUUGAUGUCGAUGCGAUGAACAAACGCGGCGAGACCGCCCUUCAUUGCGCCGUCGAAUCGGCCGACACCCGAAUCGUGCGGCUGCUGAUUGCGUUGCGACCUCGUCUCGACAUCCCGAACGCCGUCGGCGACACUGUGCUCCAUCUCGCUGCCGACAGCAUCAACGCCCGACUUCUUCCGCUUCUCGUGAGCCUCAAUCCGCCGCUGUAUCUUCGCAAUAUUUAUUAUUAUUGUUGUUGUGACUGGUAUUGGUCCCACUCAACGCCUUCCAUCAUUUAUCGUCAAAUGAGUCGAGAUGAGACGUCGAUGGCGACACCAUCGCCGUCGACGUCAGAACCGGCUUCUGAAUCCGAAUCCGACUCGACGAUGGUUGUGCCGGGAAGUGUGAUGGCCACCUAUCUAGCGGAUCCUGUCGCCAAUCCGGCCGCCGCUUGUUGGAUGGAGAGUCCGAGGCCAAGGGCUGCGGAUUUCGUCACCAAAAAAUUUUCAAAAUUGGGAAAAGUUGAAGCUUACGCGUCGACGACGACAGCAUUUAUUCAGCUUCUGAAUGAUAUGUCGACUGAUUAUUCGAGAUGCGAUUGUUUGCGAGAAGAGACACCUCUACACGUGGCAUGCGCUCGCGGCCACAUCGAUUGUGUUCAGUCGCUGCUCGACAACAAUGUUCCGAUCGAUGCCGCCGAUCAGGAGGGUCGAACGGCGCUCAGUGUGGCGCUUGAGAACGCGCACGUAGACAUCGCGAUCACACUCAUCACCAACGGAUGCGAUAUUAACCAUGCGGAUUCGCAAGGCAAUACUGCCCUUCAUAUCGCCGCUAGAAUGGGACUGCUGAACGCUGUUCAGACACUCUGCCACUGUGCGGUCAGGGUAGAUUCGGUGAACAAAUCCGGAAUGACGCCGCUUCAUCUGGCUGCCCAUCAAGGACAUGUCGAUAUUAUCCGAAUUCUUUGUUUGGCUCGUGCUGACGUCAUGAAGAAGACAAAUGAAGGAUUGACGCCGGAAUUGAUCGCUUUGGCGCAAGAGCACACGGCGGCGGCUGCAUUACUAGCCAAAGUGAAGUCGGCCGAAGCACGAGAGGAGUAUGUGAGCCAGCUUUAUCCUCUGGAUACAUCUCUGAAGAGGAUCAAGCUCAAACUAUUUGGACACUCGAUGAGCGGAAAAACGCGUCUGGUGCAGACGCUAAACUCAACUAGAGGAAUAUCGUCGUUCUUUGAAUCCAUGUCUCGACGGAUAUCAGAUCAUUACAGUCCUAGCAAUAGCAUGGGCAAAGAUGACGGUGUUCACUCAACGAAUGGAUCCUUCGUUUCGGAAUCUAACAACAACGUCGAUUUCGUUCCACCGCAUUCGUUCUAUACCAGGGGAAUCGAUGUGCAAACUGUGAAUAUUGUUGGCUGCGGAGAAUUUUCGGUGUGGGAGUUCGGCGGCUACGACGUGAUGCAUACGUGCUACGAUCAUUUCGUCGGAAACACCGAUUGUGUUCAUCUCGUCCUCUUCCGAGCUUCCGAUCCCACCGAAGUCCAAUAUAAACAAAUUCUGUACUGGAUGAAUUUUCUGAAAGGACGAGUAACACCAGCUGAGCCCAUUGGACAUUGCGGAAUUAUCUCGCGGAGAUCAAAAGUCAUCAUCGUUGGAACCCAUGCGACGCCAACGUUGUUCCCCCACAAAAAUAGCGACGGAGAGUAUGUCUCAUCGGAUAUCGAGGCGAUGCUGAACACGGUGCGACUCCGUUUCGAGACCCAUUUCGAUAUGGACCACAAGCCAAUUCUCCUCGAUGAAACAAAUCCGUCGUGCGUUGGAUUGAAGACGUUGAAGCAGGAAUUGGCGAAAUCGCGAGCCAACAUCCUCUCGAAGCUUCUCAAGCCGUUGGCGAUUCUUGAUGCGGUCAUCGCCAAUCUAAACGUUGCCCGCAAACAGCACUCCAAUUUCCCGGUGAUUACUUGGCCGCAAUUCAUCAAUCUGGUUCGGAAUGAGAUCAAUCCACUUACUGGCGACACCCAUUGCCGACAAAUCGUACAGCAAUUGCAGCUUAUUGGCGAGGUUGUUUAUUUGCGCAACGAGCAAACACAGCUGGAUUAUGUUGUCUUGAAUGCCGAAUGGCUUGGAACUCACGUCAUCGGACAAUUGCUCAGCGCAGAGUUCUUGUCGAAAGCCCGACGCAGUGGGCUGUACAGCAUCGCAAACCUGGCGCCAAUAUUCCCGGAGAUCCCAGAGCCUGCCGAUCUGAUGCACAUCCUCGACACUUUGCAGCUGUGUGCUCCCGUCGAUAUCGGCGAGACGUUUGAGUUUCCCGUGUUCAUUCAAACCGAGCCGCCGCCGAACAUCUGGGCUAAUGACAAGCCGUCUUAUGUCUACGGAGGUGUUCGAAUCUUGCCAAUGCGUGGAAUGGAACGAUCGCUUUUGAGCACAUUCCCAAGGAUUCAAGUAGCAUUACGAAGAAGUAUGAACGAGUUCCAGGAUCCCAUAGACGCUGAGCUCAUGCAGUGGUCCGAGUGCUCGAAAAUGUGCUCGGGAUUGAAGGAAGCCCAAAUUCGUCUAGUCGGCGACGCAGUGGAAAUUCGAGUACGCGGUCCAGCCGAUCGUGCCACUUCGUGCUUCUACUUGAUGGAAGAUCUUAUUAAUCUAGUCGAACAGACAGCUUGCGAAGUUGCUCCUGGAAUCGCUCUCGAGCGACACUUCAUUAGUCCGAAACAUUUGAAGAUGCACAAGGAGAAUCCGGCGUUGUUCCUGCCAGAAGCGAUGAUGGAGAUGCAACAGAAGGAGUCGCUCUCUGUGCAAGGAACCCAAGAAGAGGAAGAGCUUUUCACCGACGUCGUGUGCUUUGGAUCGCGCGACGUCGCUCGACUUCUAACUCUUGGAAUCGACGUCGGCGUCGCUGAGCUCCAAAUGACGAGUCGUUGCGAGCUCGCGUGUCUCCUCGAUCCGCCUCAUAAUAUGGGCCGCGAUUGGUCGAUCCUCGCCGUCAAACUUCAACUGACCGAUCAGGUUCCCGAUGUGGAUUCAACUGGUCAGAGCCUAUCAAGAACGGAUCAAUUGCUCAAUGAAUGGGCAAUUCAUCAUCCCGAACAGGCGACGGUCGGCAAUCUGUGCAAGGUGCUCGUCGAGCUCGGACGCACCGAUGCACGCGACGCGCUCUACCGAACGGUUCCAUUGUACCUGUUCGCCCCUUUAGAAGACCAAUACCAGAUCGAGACGACUGACAGCGGCGUCGUCUCGUCGUGCCACUCCUCGUCCGAACAGCCGCACAUUACUUAA
Molecule: messenger RNA, 4560 nt
Organism: Caenorhabditis bovis
Lineage: Eukaryota; Metazoa; Nematoda; Chromadorea; Rhabditida; Rhabditidae
Source: the annotation of a GenBank genome assembly